Echinops telfairi (small Madagascar hedgehog) is the source of this 2364-nucleotide messenger RNA. It is a transcript of the gene PLA2G4D, whose product is annotated as phospholipase A2 group IVD. Gene Ontology annotation, biological process: glycerophospholipid catabolic process. Lineage: Eukaryota; Metazoa; Chordata; Mammalia; Afrosoricida; Tenrecidae. Gene Ontology annotation, molecular function: calcium-dependent phospholipid binding; calcium ion binding. Bases 1 to 2364 code for a protein of 787 amino acids. Gene Ontology annotation, cellular component: cytosol. The record is from RefSeq and is a predicted model, not a curated record. The transcript has 19 exons.
AUGGAGAACCUGUCACCGAGAGAACCCCCUGGCCACCCUCACCAGGGGGAGGCCUCUGCCUGCUGGCAGCUCACCGUGAAGGUCCUGGAGGCUCGGAACUUGCCCUGGGCUGAUCUGUUGAGCCAGGCCGAUCCCUAUGUGGUCCUGCGGCUGCUGACGGCGCCUGGAACUCAGUUUAAGACCAAGACGGUCACCAACUCUAACCACCCUGUAUGGAACGAGACCUUCACCUUCCGAAUCCAGAGUCAGGUCAAGAAUGUUCUGGAACUGAGCAUCUAUGACGAGGACUUUGUUAAAAAGGAUGAUCUCAUCUUCGAGUUUCUCUUUGACGUCUCAGAAGUCCUCCCUGGCAAGCUGCUCCGGAAGACCUUCUCCUGGAGUGCCCAGGCCCGGGAACUGUCAUGCCUGCAUGUGUGUCUGGAUCGCAUGGGGGUUUCAGCUGAGGCUCCAGAUCAGGAUAAACUGGAGCUGGAGUUGGAGCUGAAGGGGUCGUAUGAAGAGACCCAGACUCUAUCUUUGGGCACAGCCUCUGCCUCUUGCUUCCACUAUCUGGCAGCCCAGGAGACAGAACUGAGUGGGUGCCUGAAGGUGAGUCUCGGCAGUGCCUGGAACUUGGACACCUCAGCUGAGCACCUCACUGUGCCCUUGAAACCCUUGCCCAUGGGGAAAGAGGUGACCAUUGAUGUCCCAAAUGUCCCAGGAGCGGGCCUGCAGCUCAAGGCAGAAGGCUGUCCCAAGGAGCUGGCCGUGCGCCUGGGCUUCGAGCUGUGUGCUGAGGAGCAGGCCUUCCUGAGCAGGAGGAAGCAGGUGGUGGCCAAGGCCCUGCAGCAGGCCCUGCAGCUGGAGGGAGACCUGCAGGAGGACGAGGUCCCCAUUGUGGGCAUCAUGGCCAUUGGAGGGGGUGCCCGGGCCAUGACUUCACUCUUGGGACAACUGUUGGCCCUGAAGAAACUGGGCCUCCUGGACUGUGUGACCUACUUCAGUGGCAUCUCAGGCUCUACAUGGGCAAUGGCCCACCUGUAUGGGAACCCCGAGUGGUCCCAGCAGGACCUCGAGGGACCUAUCCAACACGCCCGGGAGCACAUGGCCAAGAACAAGAUGGAUACGUUCUCUCCAGAGCGCCUGAGGCGCUACCACCAGGAGCUGCAGCUUCGGACCGAGCAGGGCUACCUCACCACUUUUGCUGACCUCUGGGCUCUGGUGCUGGAGAACAUGCUGCACGGGCAGGAGAUGCACCACACGCUGUCAGGACAGAGAGCUGCGCUGGAGCGGGGACAGAACCCUCUGCCGCUCUACUUGAGCCUUAAUGUCAAAGAGAACCGUCUAGAGACCCUCGACUUCAAGGAAUGGGUGGAGUUCUCUCCCUAUGAGACUGGGUUUCUGAAGUACGGAGCCUUCAUCCCCUCUGAGCUUCUGGGCUCUGACUUCUUCAUGGGACGGCUGAUGAGGAAGCUCCCUGAGUCCCGGAUCUGCUUUCUGGAAGGAGUCUGGAGCAACAUCUUCUCCCUGAACUUGCUGGAUGCCUGGUACGGCCUCACCAGCUCCGGGACAACCUGGACACAACACAUCAAGGAUAAGAUGAGGAGCGCAGAGGAGCCCCCUGCUUCCUCAGAGACACCCUCGUACCUUGAGGCCUUGUGGCUGCAGCCUGGGACGGCACUGGCUCAGGCCUUCAAGGGCUUCCUGACAGACAGGCCCCUCCACCAGCACAGCCCCAACUUCCUCCGUGGCCUUCAGCUGCACCAGGAGUACAGAAGCCAGAAAGACUUCUCUACCUGGGCAGACAGCCAAGUGGACUGCACCCCCAGUCAGCUGACCCCCCAGCAGCCCCAGCUCUGCCUAGUGGACACCGGCUACUUCAUCAACACGAGCUGCCCCGCCUUGCUCCACCCGGGCCGCAAGCUGGACCUCAUCCUCUCUUUUGACUACUCCUUGUCCUCACCCUUCGAGGUGCUGAAGCAGACUGAGCUGUACUGCCGGGCCCAGGGGCUGCCCUUCCCCCGAGUGGGGCUGAGCCCUCAGGACCUCCACCAGCCCAAGGAGUGUCACCUCUUCUCGGACCCUGAACGCCCUGAGGCCCCUGCCCUGCUGCACUUCCCACUAGUCAACGCCUCCUUCAAGGACUACGUGGCCCCCGGCAUCCCACGCAGCCCGGCAGAGCUCCAGGCUGGCCAAGUGGACCUCACCGGGGCCACCUCACCCUAUUCCCUGCUCAACAUGACGUACCAGGAGGACGACUUUGACCGCCUGCUGGGCCUCUGUAACUACAAUGUGCAGAACAGCCAGGCUGCCAUCCUGCAGGCGCUGAGGAUGGCACUGAAGCACCGCGCCUUGGUGACCAGGCCUCCUGGGGUACAGACAUGA